AUGAAAAUACCAACAAUUGAUUUAACUACAGAAGAUUCAGAUGCUGAAAAUGAACAAGAAUUUUACUCGAUGGAUUCGUAUCCAAGUGAGACAGAUACACUAGAUAAUAUGAGAGCAGCAACAUAUGAUUCAAAUGAAAAUAUAGAAACAGAUGAAGAAAAAGAGUUGACUCUUAAAAAAUCAGAACCUAUCAAUAAUCUUCAAAGAUUAAUGAGUUUGAAGAAUCUUUUUGAGAGAAAGAAAUCCUCUUCUCCAUUAAAGGAAAUGUUAAACCAUAAUGAUACUGUUGUCACUGCAAGUCAACCAUCGAUGCGUGAUAUGACUGAGAAUGACAAAUCAUCUGUCGAUGAGUUGACGCGCAAGAGGAGGUGGUCAAGUGUGAGUGAUGAGCAUAAAGUUUAUCCAAACCAACAUCACACAGAGGACAAUGGUACAAGAGUAACACCACAUGAAUCUGAUUCAAAAAACAAUCUUCUGUUUUAUUCUGUCGAACAAGAUCAAGAUGAACAUUUAAGUACAACUCAAGUUUUAAAGCCGGAGAACAACAAUACGAAUGACAUAAAAGAGAAUCAUACCCAAACAAUUAAUACUAAUCAAACAGAGGAUGAUAAAGAUAAAGUUAUUAUUAAUUUACUAGAUGAUACUUCUAAUAGCGAAGACGUAGGCGUUUUGAUAAAUAGUAAAAGUAAUAGCGCACUAGCAGUACCUUUAUUACCAAAGAAAGAUGAUAUUGAUUUAAAAAUAUUAAGUGUAUCAAAUCUCCCGAAUGAAUUUGAACCAAAAAAUGACAAAAAACUAGUUACAAAACCACCAGAAGAAUUAAAAAAAAACCUUAAAAUUCUGGUGGAUCAAAUGAAAACAGAAGAGCAAACUCUUCGAAAAUCGUUAGAGUCAUUGCAGAGUAACGGUUUCGUAUUAAAAAAGAAACUCGAGAACAGGGAAAAAGCAAUCCAAGAGUCAGAGAAAAAAUUAAAUUUACUUACAAAAAAUUCAUCUAACGAUAAACCAUUAUCUAAAACUCAACAAAUACUAGCAGAUGAUUUAAAACAGAACUUAAAAUCUUUAAGGAAUCGGAGAGAUAUCACAAAAGCAAAAUUAGAUUCUGUAAAUUCAAAACUUCAAGUAUUUUCAGCAGAAUGGGAUAGAUUUGCAACGGAAGGUAAUAGAAAAAUACAAAAGGCCAAGUUAGAGUAUCAGUAUGCAGUUAAAAAUACUCAAGCAACUUCUUUAAUAGAGAAGAGAAGAGAAGUGUUCGAAAAUCUAGAAGAUUUAGAGAAGACUUAUCAAGCAGGAAAAAUAUCAGAGUUAGGUUAUAAAGCAUCUAAGGAGUCUUACCAUAAUGAGUUACAACAACUUGAUUCUAAAAGCCUGAGAGAUGCGAUGAAAAAAUCAGAAAGUUCUAAAAUAUCCAAAUUGUUUAAUAAAGCCAUUAAUUCAGCCAAAGAUUUACUUUCAAAGAAUUCUUCACGAACUGAUACGCUUAAGCUUCAGAUGAUUAGUCAUUUAGAUUAUAUUUUAAAAUAUAAACACGAAUUUGAAUCUGGUAAUAGAUUAUCAGCUCACUUGAGAUGGUCUUGUAAAGAUGGAGCUGAGCAUUUAUUUCUAAAUGGCCUAAAGAUGCCUAUUGUGACUGAACUUCUGCAAGAUUAUGGUAUUAUUUUUACCAAUCCUGCUAUGAUAGGAAUAGAUAAGAGAGAACAAUUUUUUAAAAGUAUAAAUUUGGCAAGAGCUUUAAUUUCCAAAUCGGAAAGACCAUUGGAAAUCAAGUAUCAAGUUUUCGAUAACUUAUUAAUGAUCGAAAACUUCAGAAAAGGAAUCGACUCAGGAAUACCUCCAAACUAUAUGCUCAAAGGCCACAUUGGUAAAGCUGUUGUUGAACUAAAAGAACAGGGUUUAAAGAUGGAGAAACUGUAUGAAAAUCUUAAGGUAUAUUCCAUACCUACUACACGUAUGGAAAUGGAAGAAAGAUAUCCAGAAUUAAUGAAUAUGAUAGCAUCAUCAUCAGCACAUUCUAAUCAACAACAAAGAUUAAAUGAGCAAUUGUCGGUCAACCAGUAUGAUGCCGUAAAUAUAGAGGCAGAUCAAUUUAAUAAAACAGAUAAUAUGUAUCAUAGCCAGUUUGGUGUUGCUAAUAUCCAUCAUGCUGAAGAGCAAGAAGAUAUUCGUAAUCUUUUACAGAGUUUAAAGCAAACUGAAACUGAAAUAGAUGGUGAAGGUAUGACGCCGGAAGAAAUGACUGUUAAUUUAAUGAAACAUCAAAGAUUGGGGUUGUCUUGGUUAUUAUCCGUAGAAAAAUCAACGAAAAAGGGUGGUCUACUAGCCGAUGAUAUGGGGUUAGGUAAAACUAUACAAGGUAUUUCCCUAAUGCUUGCAAACAAAUCUGAUAACGAUAAUUGCAAAACGAAUCUGAUAGUUGCCCCUGUUUCUGUAUUAUCAGUUUGGAAAGGUGAAUUAGAGACGAAGAUAAAGGAAAUUGCUGGGUUUAAAGUAACGAUAUUUGGUGGUACAAAUGGUAUUAGGUAUACAAGAUGGAAAGAUCUAUCCAAAUUUGACGCUGUUUUGGUGUCAUAUAAUACAUUAGCUAUAGAGUUCAAAAAACAUAUGCCACUUCAGUAUUCUGAGGAAGACUCUAAGAAAUUACCUCCAUUACCACAAUUAAAUGCCCUAAAUUCUUUGAAACGGAAGAGGGAGUAUUGGUCUCCCUUUUUCACUAACGACUCACAAUUUUAUAGAAUCAUUUUAGAUGAAGGUCAAAAUAUCAAAAACAAAAAUACGCAAGCUGCAAAGGCAUGCUGUUCAAUCAAUUCCACAUAUAGGUGGGUAUUUUCGGGUACACCAAUUCAGAAUAACUUGGAUGAAUUGUAUUCUUUAAUUAGAUUUUUAAGGAUUCCUCCAUAUAAUAGGGAAGAAAGGUUUAAAUCAGAUAUUAGCAUUGCAUUUCCAAAGGGAGACCAAAAAUAUCGAUCAAAUGAUAAAGUAAGGCAAAGAGCCAUGGAGAAAAUCAGGGUGUUACUAAAAGCAAUAAUGUUACGCCGUUCUAAAUCAGAUAUGAUUGAUGGGGAACCGAUAUUAGAACUUCCGUCAAAGCACAUCGAUAUAGUUGAUACAAAAUUGGAAGGUGAUGAAUUAGAAUUUUAUACUGCUUUAGAAGCUAAAAAUAAGAAAUUGGCAAUGAAGUUGAUGGAGAGAAAGGUCAAAGGUAAUUACUCUAGUAUCUUAACACUAUUGUUACGUUUAAGACAAGCCUGUUGUCACUCGGAAUUAGUUGUAAUAGGUGAAAAGAAGUCAGAAGACAAACGAGUUGUCAAUGGUAAGGACUUCCAAGGUGAUUGGUUGAGAUUAUUUCAUAAAGUUAAAUCAAUGACAAAUGAGCAACUGAAUAUGGUUGUCAGUUCUUUGGAUAUUGGAUCAUGUUUUUGGUGUAUGGAACAGCUCGAACCAGAAACAACCUCUAUAUUGACAGGUUGUGGACAUUUACUCUGCAAUGCUUGUAUUGAACCGUUUGUGGAGCAUGCAUCGUCUGAACCAAGUGCAAAAAUGGUUAAUGGAACUACAAAUCUUAUUCCUUGUUCUGAUUGUCAAAAGUUGACGAAUGAUUCUGAAAUAGUGACUUAUCGACUAUUUGAUCAAGUGAUUAACAAAGAUUAUACCGAAGAUCAAUUAUAUCGAGAAUAUAAAAAUGAACUAGAUGACCAAAAACUUCGUACGAGAAAUAUUUAUUCACCAGAUUAUAGUAAUCUUCAGAAGUCAUCUAAAGUUAAGCAAUGUAUUGAUGUGAUUAGGGAUGUAUUUAAUAAAUCGAGUACUGAAAAAAUUUUGAUCUUUUCACAAUUUACUACUUUCUUCUCUAUAUUAGAUUUUUUUAUCAGGAAAGAACUUCAUAUUAAUUGUUUGCAAUAUGAUGGUUCAAUGAAUUUAAAGGAUAGAUCGAAUAUCAUAAGUCGCUUUUAUAAAGAGAUCGAUUCUCGAGUAUUGUUAAUAUCGACUAAAGCUGGUAAUUCAGGUUUAACUUUAACAUGUGCUAACCAUGUCAUUAUUGUUGAUCCAUUCUGGAAUCCUUAUGUGGAAGACCAAGCCCAAGACCGUUGUUAUAGAAUCAAUCAAACAAAGGAAGUGUUUGUCCACCGUUUAUUCAUCAAGAACACAGUCGAGGAUAGAAUUACUGAGUUACAGAAUAGGAAAAGAGAAAUGGUAGAAGCUGCCAUGGAUCCUACAAAGAUGAAACAAAUAAAUAGUUUAGGUACAAGAGAACUGGGUUUCUUAUUUGGUUUGAAUAGCCUAAAUUAA
Tetrapisispora phaffii CBS 4417 is the source of this 4287-nucleotide messenger RNA. RefSeq names its product translocase ULS1 (gene ULS1). Gene Ontology annotation, molecular function: ATP-dependent chromatin remodeler activity; ATP binding. Gene Ontology annotation, cellular component: cytoplasm. NCBI's taxonomy places the organism in Eukaryota, Fungi, Ascomycota, Saccharomycetes, Saccharomycetales, Saccharomycetaceae. The transcript has a single exon. The coding region runs from base 1 to 4287 and encodes 1428 amino acids. The record is from RefSeq and is a predicted model, not a curated record.